GAAGUCACCAUGCACAAGGACUGCAUCGAGCCCACUGGAGACUAUUUUCUUCUCUGUGAGACGGAGGGACCAUGGCGCAUCAUCCUGGAGUCCCUGGCAAUAGUUGGCAUCGUGGUCACAAUUCUGCUAUUCUUGGCAUUUCUCUUCCUCAUGCGAAAGAUCCAAGACUGCAGCCAGUGGAAUGUGCUCCCCACCCAGCUCCUCUUCCUCCUGAGUGUGCUGGGGCUCUUUGGACUUGCUUUUGCCUUCAUCAUCCAGUUCAAUCAACAAACUGCCCCCGUACGCUACUUUCUCUUUGGGGUUCUCUUUGCUCUCUGUUUUUCGUGUCUCUUAGCCCAUGCCUCCAACCUGGUGAAGCUGGUUCGGGGUUGUGUCUCCUUCUCCUGGAUGACAAUUCUGUGCAUUGCCAUUGGUUGCAGUCUGUUGCAGAUCAUUAUUGCCAUUGAGUAUGUGACUCUCAUCAUGACCAGGGGUAUGAUGUUUGUGCAUAUGACACCCUGCCAGCUCAAUGUGGACUUUGUUGUACUCCUGGUCUAUGUCCUCUUCCUGAUGGCCCUCACAUUCUUCGUCUCCAAAGCCACCUUCUGUGGCCCGUGUGAGAACUGGAAGCAGCAUGGAAGGCUCAUCUUUGUCACUGUGCUCUUCUCCAUCAUCAUCUGGGUGGUGUGGAUCUCCAUGCUCCUGAGAGGCAACCCACAGUUCCAGCGACAGCCCCAGUGGGAUGACCCAGUCAUCUGCAUUGGCCUGGUCACCAAUGCAUGGGUUUUCCUGCUGCUGUACAUCGUCCCUGAGCUCUGCAUUCUCUACAGAUCGUGCAGGCAGGAGUGCCCUUUACAAGGAAAUGCCUGUCCCGUCGCAGCCUACCAACACAGCUUCCAAGUGGAGAACCAGGAGCUCUCCAGAGCCCGAGACAGUGAUGGAGCUGAGGAGGAUGUAGCAUUAACUUCAUAUGGUACUCCCAUUCAGCCGCAGACUGUUGAUCCCACACAAGAGUGUUUCAUCCCACGGGCUAAAUUAAGCCCCCAGCAAGAUGCAGGAGUAUAAAUCUACAGGAAACAGGAGUAGAGAAAACCCAGCAGACCAACCUGGGUAGCAGAGCCCAGAUAGGCCACUGGGGCCCACAGAGUCACGCUGCCAACGAAGAGUCAGCACAUUCCUCCUGCAGUUUCCUGACCCUCCAUCCUCCUGGACCCUCACCAGAAGACCGCCCUUUCGAGCAUAAUUACAAUCUUGCUGGCCACCCUA
Cebus imitator (Panamanian white-faced capuchin) is the source of this 1245-nucleotide messenger RNA. RefSeq names its product G protein-coupled receptor class C group 5 member D (gene GPRC5D). Gene Ontology annotation, molecular function: protein kinase activator activity; G protein-coupled receptor activity. The record is from RefSeq and is a predicted model, not a curated record. NCBI's taxonomy places the organism in Eukaryota, Metazoa, Chordata, Mammalia, Primates, Cebidae. The transcript is spliced from 3 exons. Gene Ontology annotation, cellular component: intracellular membrane-bounded organelle; extracellular exosome; plasma membrane. The coding region runs from base 10 to 1044 and encodes 344 amino acids. Gene Ontology annotation, biological process: G protein-coupled receptor signaling pathway.